Messenger RNA from Camellia sinensis, 636 nucleotides. Lineage: Eukaryota; Viridiplantae; Streptophyta; Magnoliopsida; Ericales; Theaceae. The record is from RefSeq and is a predicted model, not a curated record.
AUGGAUUUAAAGAAAAGGUUAGUGGGAAUAGUGUGUUUGGUCAGACCAGAGAUAGAUAACCAGAGAGAGGGAGAGUGGAAUGACGACGGAACACCAGCAGUCGAAGAAGAAGAAGAUGGAGCGACGGAGAUAAAGCUGUGGGUGGAGAAGAUUACGGUGGCACACUGGUGGCAGCGGCGCGGUGCUUCUGCGGCGGCUGUUGUGGUGGUUAUUGGCGGAGUUUGCUGCAAAGAAGUGCGUGAAACUCGGGAAGCUGUUGCAGAGAGGAGGCCUUUUGACUUUGGCAGGGAUGCGAAAACCGGGCUGAACAGGUACUUGACCCCAUGGAAGACCAGCGAUGAUCCGUCUUCUGGAGACUAUGAAUUCAAGCUCGACAUUAAUGACAAGUCUGUGUAUUCGAGAUUGUUGGUGAACCCAUCUGGCGUUUUACAAAGAUACACAUGGAUCGAAACGAGCCAAAAUAUGAAAUUGCUAGAGACUUCGAGUGCUUUUAUGAAUCAGAGUAUGAGUCUUUCGGAUUGUGAAAUGGUUUGUAAGAGAAACUGUUCUUGUACUGCUUAUGCGACUAUGGAUAUAGUUGGAGGUGGGUCUGGGUGUGUGAUUUGGACUGGUGCUGCGGUGGUGAAGUGUUGUUGA